Molecule: messenger RNA, 6561 nt
Organism: Solea senegalensis (Senegalese sole)
Lineage: Eukaryota; Metazoa; Chordata; Actinopteri; Pleuronectiformes; Soleidae
Gene: pam
Product: peptidylglycine alpha-amidating monooxygenase
Exons: 27
Coding region: 324-3287 (987 amino acids)
Biological process (GO): peptide metabolic process
Cellular component (GO): extracellular region; membrane
Molecular function (GO): peptidylglycine monooxygenase activity; copper ion binding; protein binding
Source: RefSeq, a predicted model, not a curated record
GCUAGUUCCUGCACAAGACACUGUUAUUGCUCCUAUCGCAUCGUUACGGACGAGCGGAAAGAAAGAAAGACAGCGAGACAGCCUCCCGCUGCGAACAGGACGUCGCUCCUGAGAGACUCUAGAAACACGUUAUCUGCUGUGGGGGUGGGGAAAAAAGGGGUAAACAACGAUCCAGCAUGCUACAGGAGUGAGAUAAAGCAGGGACACCUCCCUCGCACACACCCUGCCUCUUCCUCUUCCUCCUCCUCCUCCUCCUCCUCCUCCCCCCGCAAUCUGAAUAAAGAAAACAGAGCAGCAGCAGAAGAAGCACAACACUCACAGGCAUGAUGGGAGUCCCUGUGCUCUGUGUCAUGGUGCUACUUUUCAUGUGUCACAGUCACAGUGUGGAAACACUGUCCAAAAGGUCUCUGGAAGACGUGUUGUUGGAUUCCAGCGACUGUGCGUCCAGGACCAAGCAGCCUCUUGUGAUCAACCCUCGCAACUUCACGAUGGACAUCCGUAUGCCCGGUGUUAUUCCUCGAGGGUCGGACACGUACCUGUGCAGAUCCAUUCCCGUGCCAACAAACAGAGACCUAUAUGUCGUCGACUUCAUACCUCACGCCAGCAUGAACGUCGUCCAUCACAUGAUCUUGUUCGGCUGCCAGAAGCCCGCCUCCACCAGCAGCUACUGGGACUGUGGCAGCGCCGAGGGCACGUGUGACGACGGCGGCUCCAUCAUGUACGCCUGGGCUCGCAACGCCCCGCCCACUAAAUUACCUAAAGAUGUUGGUUUCAAAGUUGGGAGAGACGCAGGAAUCACACACUUCGUGCUGCAGAUGCAUUACGGAGAUGUCACUGCUUUCCAGGACCACCACAGAGAUUGCUCAGGGCUCUCUUUGAGAAUGACGUCCAAGCCGCAGCCGUUCAUCGCUGGCAUCUACCUGCUCAUGUCUAUGGACGCUGUCAUCCUUCCAGGAAAAAGAGUCACGAAUGCAGACAUCGCAUGCGACUACUCGUCGUAUCCCAUCUAUCCGUUUGCCUUCAGGACACACACACAUCAACUGGGUAAAGUGGUCAGUGGUUACAGGAUCAGAGACGGGAGGUGGAGCCUGAUUGGAAGACAGUCCCCUCAGCUUCCACAGGCGUUUUAUCCUGCAAACAAAAGCAUGGAGGUGAAGUACGGCGACACCCUCGCUGCCAGGUGUAUGUUUACUGGUGAAGGCAAAGCUUCCAAAACCUACAUUGGUGCUACCUCUGCUGAUGAAAUGUGUAACUUCUACAUCAUGUACUACAUGGAGAGCAAACACGCCGUCCCGUACAUGGCCUGCUCGGACACGGGCUCCAAAGAGCUGUUCCAGCGCAUCCCACCCGAGGCCAACGUUCCCAUCCCCGUCAGUCCAGGUCACUCCAUGAUGCACAUGACGUCGUCAGCAGGUCAUAGAGACGGCAGUUCGCUGGUGGGCAUAAACAACGCAGAGCAAGAUCAGGGUGACCUCUAUUCUCUCAUGUCCCAUCUGCUAGGCCAGAGUCAGGACGUAGUUCGCGUACAUAAGUACGAGCCCAGCCGGGCGCAGAGAGCCCAGGCCGAGCUCAUGGCUCAGAUCGAUAGCUUAAUGCAAAAGAAAUACCUGGGCUCUCCCAGUGCCACGCUGGCCUUCCAGACCAGGAAGGACCCUGUGUUGGUGAGGGACAGAGUCCACAGGUUCCAUCAGCUCGAGGCCACGUCCAAGCCGCCGUCAAGCAAGAUGGUAGCUGAAGGACAAGACAACCACCUGGAGCAGGUGUCGUCAUGGCCGCAGGGUUCUCUGCAGCUGGGUCAGGUGUCAGGACUCGCCCUGGACUCAGACUCUAACUUGGUCAUUUUCCACAGAGGGGAUCACCAGUGGGGACCCGGCUCCUUCAACAGUCAGGCUCGGUACCAGCAGAGGUCCCUGGGUCCCAUCCAGCAGUCCACCAUUCUGGUGGUGGACCCGGCCAAAGGCAACAUCCUGAAGGCGUCCGGCAGAAACAUGUUUCACAUGCCUCACGGGAUAACCACAGACAAAGACAAUAACUACUGGGUCACGGACGUCGCUCUGCAUCAGGUGUUGAAGGUGAGCGGUGACGGCAGAGACAGCACCUUGGUGGCGCUCGGCGAAGCGUUCACGCCGGGAACUGACAGCAGACACUUCUGUCAGCCCACUGACGUCGCCGUGGACACGGACACCGGCAACGUCUUUGUGUCCGACGGCUACUGCAACGCCCGGAUCCUCAAGUUCUCCGCCGACGGCAGAUACCUGACGGAGUGGGGCGCAGGUUCGUCCGACAGGAGGAGGCGCACGCCGUUCCGCAUCCCCCACAGCCUGGUGUUCCUCCCCGACAGACGCGAGGUCUGCGUGGCCGACCGGGAGAACGGACGCAUCCAGUGCUUCAUCGCCGAAACCGGGGAGUUCGUCAAGGAGAUAAAGAAAGACGAGUUUGGAGGAGAGGUGUUCGCCAUCAACUACAGCCCUGCCGGAGACGGCGUGAUCUUUGCAGUUAACGGAGAGUCUCCAUACCGCGACGCUCCGCUCAGAGGCUUCGUCAUAAAUUAUUCAACCAAGGAUAUUUUGGAUACCUUCAGCCCAAAGACACAGGAGUUUCAAAUGCCUCAUGACAUCGUGGAGAGCAGCGACGGCAGCGUGUUUGUCGGCGACGCGGCGAGUAAGGCGGUCUUCAAGUUCACCAGCGAGAAACUUCAUCGCUCUGUCAAGAAAGCUGGAAUCAAGGUUCAGGAGGUCGAAGAAGUGGCGGCGUUCAUCCAAACUAAGCUGAGGCCGGAACACAACGCGUCGAAGUCCGCCCCUGUUCUCCAGCAGAAGCAAGCCGCGGUCCAGCCUCAGCCUCAGCCUCAGCCACAGCCACAGGAGGAGACACAGAAGGAGGAGGAGGAGGAGGAAGUGGAGGAGAAGAAGAAGAGUGCAGUGAAGCCAGACAGAGGGGAGGGAACGUUCACCGCCAUCAUCACCACACUGCUCCUCGUCCCUCUGGUGCUCGUCAUCUCCGUCGGCCUCUUCGUCUGCUGGAGGAGAAACAAUCGAUGUGAGGUGAAGAGUGAACCCAGCUCUGUGGGAGGGAUCUUAGGAAAAAUAAGAGGCAAAGCCGUGGGCAGCCUCAACCUGGGGAACUUCUUCGCGACCCACAAAGGUUACACGCGCCAGGGCUUCGACCAACUGAGCACCGAGGGCAGCGACCAGGAGCGCAACGACGACGACAGCAGCGACUCCGAGAACGAGGAGUACUCCGCUCUGCCGCCGCCGCCGCCGCCACAGCCACAGUCGUCCUCUUAGACGCCAACCCGGGGGGGUCACGACCCCCACGACCUUCUGCUUACAUUUGCCAAGAUGUUUGUUCUUCAUCACGUGUGUAACUGUUGUGUUCGCUGCCAAUCUUAUCGUUUAUAUAUAUAUAUAUUUAAAUAUAUGCUGUAUAUACAAAUAUUUUGACAGUUUUAUUUAAUCUUAAUUUAAUUUAUCUGUGUAAUCUGGAUGUGAUUCACAGUCGCGUCGCGAGAGAACGUCCCCCCCGUCCCCUCCCUCCUGAAAAUCAAAGCUGAGACCAGGGACAAACAUCAGAUUCAGCCUUAAAAUCGAGAGAAAAGAUUAUUUUUGCCUUUUUAAUCCUGUGAAAGUCCUGGAAUUUAGUUUUAUUUUGGAAAAAGAGAUUUAAUGUUUUUGUUUAUUUUUAGUUUGUUUCUACUUGUACUGGAGUCCACACAUUUUCUUAAGACGCUCCAGAGAGGGAGACACAAUGUCCACAAACGUAGCAUUCAUCGUUUUCUGGAGAUUGUCCAGCGAGACUUCACGUGAGAGCGCAAACGUAGCUCUGGACAUUUUCUGGAGACUGUGAGAGAGAGCGCACAUGUCCACUAAAGUAGCUCCAGUCAUUUUUCUAGAAAAUGGUCCAGAAGAGUUUUUUAACGUGAGAAUCCAAAUGUGCGCAAAGGUUGGGGUCUGGGUCCAGACAAGUUUUUUAUAUGUGAGAAUGUCAAUGUCUGUAAAUGUAGCUCCGGACGUUUGCUGGAGAUUGUCCAGAGAGAGAGAGAGAGACGCAAAUGUCCACUCAAGUCGCACUGGACCUUUUCUUGAAGAUUGUCCAGAGAUGCUUUACGUGAGAGUGUAAAUGUCCGCAAAAGUUGUUUUGGACAUUCUCUUGAAGAUAGUCCAGAGAGACCUGAUGUGAGAGCGCACAUGUCCACACAAGUUGUUGUGGACAUUGUUUCUUGGAGAUUGUCCAGAGAGACAGACGCAGAAGUCGCACUGGACAUUAUCUAGAAAUUGUCUUGAGAGACUGGACGUUUUCUGGAGAUUGUGUCAGAGCUCAGAAUGUUCCAGAACGUCUCUUGCCAGCUGCCUAGUCAGAUACCUAGAUUUAGUCAGAGUGACCUCGCGUGAGGACAGAAUGCGAGCGUUCGAUCUAAGCUCCGCCCCCCUGUCCGGACGCUCCAGACGUUCUCCCGCUGAUGUGGACGCGUCUGACGCAGACAAUCUACUGCUGCAUUAUUCACACGUGAGCGCAGCGUGAACAGUGUUUGGUUUGUGCCUCGUUUCUCCGGAUCCUUCCGUUAAUCUCUUCCAUGUCGUGAAGCUGCAGGUUCGUUCGUUUGGUUGUGUUUGGUCACGUUGUCGUCGUCGUCGCCGUCGUCGUCGCCGUCGUUUUUGUGCCUUUUCAUUAUUUUUGGGUUUUUUCAUCAUUUCAUCACGACAAGAAAAACGACAACUGCUGCUGCUGCUAGUUAGAGCUCGUACUCGCGGAUUCCUCUUCCAUUUAAGUGAACAGACAAAAGAGAUUACGUGUGUGUGUGUGUGUGUGUGACAGACUCCUUUACUGCAGGUCGCAUGACAGAUUAGAUUUGACAGAUUACACGUCGACCAAUCACAGUUUGCCAAUUUUUGGAAUGGGGAUUAACUGGAAAAUUUGGGGGCGUGGCCUGAGUAGCCGUGGAAUAGCAUUGAUAUUUAGCCAUAUUUGCAUCAAAUGUGUUUGUUUUAGCAGAGAUUAUGCCACAGUAUAUUAUUGAUCGACGAUAUUUAAGUUCCCAGUUUAAUGUGUCACUGUGAAGGAAACACUCGAGGGAAACUGUUCCACAACAUUCUGACCUCUUCAUCGUGGUCACAUGACUGCAGAGCUCAGCUCCUAUUGGUCCAAACCACAGAGACAAACCCAAGCAGCGCCCUCUGUCUUCUGUGUGGGGCACUGAUCACAUGCUGUAAUUUAAAGGGACCGUACGUGUGUCUGUACGAUGUAGCUCCGACAAAUCAACUGUACAUUUCAAUUUUUAAUCUCUCUAAAUAAAUAAUUGUCCUCGUCUUGAAACCUGCAGUUGUCGUGGAAACGGCGGAUUGUUGAGUCUCAUGUCCAGCUGGUCCAAUAAUCUCAAUCAAGUCGAUGAGUCAUCGAUGAACUCUCACAUUUCUCACUUCCUGCUCUUAUUUCCUGACAGUGUAGCUCGAGUUAAUCUGCAUUUAUCACUUUAAAUGAAAUCUGAGAAUAUAGCUGGGCGUACAUUUGUUCUGCAGAUUAUAAUCUAAUCUAAUAUAUAAUAUAAAGUUUGGUUAAUUACGGGUUUAUGGUAUCGAUCUGGGUUAAAUGUGCUGAUUUUUUGUGGUUGGUUUUAAUCUUGUUUAUAAUCUUGUUUCAGACUGGUUCAUAAUCUGGAUUAUAAUCUGGUUUCAAUUUGGUUUAUAAAAUAGAUUCAAUCUUGUUUCAGUAUGGUUUAAACCUGGUUAUAAUCUGGUCUCUAUCUGGUUUAUAAUCCAGUUUCAACCUGGUUUAUAAUCUGGUCUAAACCAUUUUUUUUUUAAAUCUUGCUGGUUUCAGACUAGUUUAUAAACUGGCCUCAGUUUGUUCUAUAAUGUGGUUUUAUACUGGUGCCUAAUCUGGUAUGGGUCUGUCUCAUAAUCAUGUGGUUUCAGACUGCUUUUAUAAUCUGGUUUUACUCACAAGUGAAAUUUUAAACCAGAUAAUAUCUGGUUUAAAAUUGGUUUUACUCUGGUUUAAAGUACUGUUUUGAUCUGGUUCAUAAUCUGGUGUGAUACUGGUUUAUCAUGUGGUCACAUUCCAUCUAGUUUAUAAAUGUUGUUUUUAAUCUGGUUUCAAACUGGUUAAUAAUCUGGUUUUGUAUCAAUCUGAUUUGUAAUCUGGUCUCAUAUUGCUUUAAAAUCUGCCCUCAAUCUGCUUUAUAAUGUGGUUUGAUACUGGUGCGUAAUCUGGUUGGUUUGGCCAGGGUUUGGUUUCAGGCUGGUUUAUAAUCUGGUUUUGGUCUAUUUCAUGCUCCGUUUUAUGAUCAGAUUUUUACCCACAAAAAAAACAGCUCAUGAAUCAGAUAUAAUCUGGAUUACAGUGCAGUCCAUAUUCUCAGGUUUCAUGUCUUUUUGCUCACGUUGCUGAUUUUAGGAUGAAUGUUUUCUUAUUAUUUAGAUUCCUCUCUGAACAGCAUGACGACGUGUCGUUGCAUUCCUGAUGUUGCUCCCUGAUCUUCACUGUAACUGGUUUUGCUGCAAGAAAAAAAAAGUACUAUUUUCAGUAACUAUGUUAUUUGUGUAAUAAAGUGUCUGCAAAGCA